Molecule: messenger RNA, 885 nt
Organism: Colletotrichum graminicola M1.001
Lineage: Eukaryota; Fungi; Ascomycota; Sordariomycetes; Glomerellales; Glomerellaceae
Exons: 2
Coding region: 1-885 (294 amino acids)
Source: RefSeq, a predicted model, not a curated record
AUGAGCACUCCCAAUUACUUUCGAGUCGGGGAAUCUUCUGGCACUGAUGUCGUGAACACGCCGCAGGCGCAUGAGGUUCAGCCGAAGCGGACUGUUGUCGAUUGGCUGCGUGACGAUGUCAACAUCCGUUACACCGACAUCCCCGUCCUCGCCUGCUGUCUAGUGUCUGGGCUGUGCGACAGCGUAGCGGUCAAUGCCGCCGGGGUCUUCGUUAGUAUGCAAACUGGCAACACCAUAUUCAUGGCCCUCGGCGCCUCCCGUCUUCCGGCCGGCGAGCCACUCCUUUGGCUCAAGUCUCUCAGCUCCAUUGCCGCAUUCUGGCUUGGAUGCUUCUUCUUUUCCAAGUCGAGGCACAUCCAUCCCAAGCGGAGAAGCACCCUCGUGCUCUCGUUCAUCCUACAGGCAUCUCUCAUCUUCCUCGCUGCCGCUUUUUCCCAGACUCGUCUCAUCGCCGACUUCGGAGCUACAUCCGUACAAGGUUCCGAAUCAAUCCACGAGUUCAAGACCUCCGAGGACCCCCUUGUUAUGGUACCGCUUGCUCUCCUCGCUUUCCAAUUUGGUGGCCAAAUCGUCACCAGCAGAAUACUGGGCUAUAAUGAGGUUCCUACCAAUGUGCUCACCAGUGUCUACUGCGAUCUGCUCUCAGACCCCAAGCUGUUCGCGCCCUUGAAGGAAAACCCAAAGAGGAACAGGAGGUUUUUCGCGGUGGUUCUGCUUGUUCUAGGUGGUAUCAUUGGUGGUUGGUUGCAAAGGAGUCAGGCUGGCAUGCCCGGGGCGCUCUGGAUUUCUGGCACCGUCAAGUUCAUCAUUGCAGUUGCGUGGAUGGCAUGGACCAGUAACGAGCCAGCGGAAAGCAAGCUCGAGCAGGGUGUCGCAAAGUUAUAA